UGAGUUGGCAUUUUAUUAAUGCCAAAUUGGUUUUAAUAAGUUAUUCAUGCCAACUCAAAUGGUAAAAAAUGCCAACUCGAAUAAUAGAAAUUAAUAAUGCCAAGUUGGCAUUAAUAAUUUAUUAAUGCUAUUGUGCAUUUUAUAUUUGAGUUUGACGUCAAAAAAUCAUAAAAAAUUGCGAUUUUUAAAACCACAACAAAGCUCCUAUAGGUUGAUAUUUUAGUUGCACUUGAAGUUUUGUUGUUCAUAUUUAGUUCGAGUUUUGAAAUAUUUAGGUUUCUAUUAAACAACUUCUAAAAUGAGUGAUAUAGGUGCGAAACGCAAGAGAAAUAGAUUUAAAGUUGAAUGUUUAAAAUGCGGCAUAAUACAUAAUGGGAUGUCAGUAAAUAUAAAAGACGUUGGUGCUCCCGAAAAUCCUUUUCAAAGUGCUGCAAAAGCUUCAAAAAUUACAGGGAAACAAGAGUCGAACCAUGAAACAUGUCUUUCUCAAACAGUGGAGAAGGACUUAAGUCAAGAGGAUUCAAUUCAAUCUCCCCCAAUACUUUCGGGAAUAGAAGAGGUUGACAUACAACAUGAUGAAGUCAAUUGGUUAUCAUGUGUUGGUCAGUUGGAAAAUAUUGUCACAGACUUAAACGAGUGUGGUACCAUUUUGUCUAAAUUAAAAUCUGAGGCAGUGAUUUCCUGUUAGAAAGCAUUCAAGUCAUAAGUCGAAUAAAAUCAAAUUCUAAAGAAUUUUUAAAAAAUGCAAAUAUUUUGUCCGAACACAUCUCUAAAUCAUCUAAAAAUUUAGAACCAAUUAACAAUAUUAUUGAUAAUAUAAUAAAUCAUGAUCCAGGCAGUCGUGUUUCCGUUGCUUCAACAUCUCAGCGGCAAUACCUUAUUUCCUUAGGGCCGCAUCAGCCAAAAUUAACUAAAUACUUAGUUAAUACUACAAUUAACAACAUUAAACAGCAUAGUUUUAAUCCUAAAUGGUACGAUGAAUAUCCAUUAUUAGAAUACAGUAUUGUCACUGAUUCUGCAUACUGUUUUGUAUGUUCUUUAUUUUCAAAGGGUCCAAGAAGAUCUUAUAUAGAUUUAGCAUGGGUAAAACCUGGUGUUCGUCAGUGGCAUAAAAUGAAAAGCUGUGGAGUUAAAAAAUUGGGUAAAUUUCAACAAUAUUUUUCUUGUUUUCUUCUCAUAAAGCAGCGUUACAUGAUUAUUAUCAAUUUACGACUACUGAAAAUCAUAUUGAUUUAAUUUUAAAUAUAUCAAAUAGAAAAGAAGCAAUUAAGUUGGAACAAGAAAAAGAUUUCAACAAACAAAUUAUAGUUAUAUUAUUUGAUAUUGCUAGAACAUUAUCACAACUAGGAUUAGCAUUUUGAAGUGAUGGUGACGAAAGUGGAGGAAAUUUUAUGCAAUUUGUUCAGUUACUCUCUAAGCAUAAUCCCUUAAUGAAACGCUGGAUGGAUGAGUCUUCAUCACGACCACAUAAAGUUACUUACUUAGGUCCAAGAUCUCAAAAUUAAUUUAUU
Molecule: messenger RNA, 1511 nt
Organism: Hydra vulgaris (swiftwater hydra)
Lineage: Eukaryota; Metazoa; Cnidaria; Hydrozoa; Anthoathecata; Hydridae
Source: RefSeq, a predicted model, not a curated record